Messenger RNA from Spodoptera litura, 790 nucleotides. RefSeq lists its product as uncharacterized. The record is from RefSeq and is a predicted model, not a curated record. NCBI's taxonomy places the organism in Eukaryota, Metazoa, Arthropoda, Insecta, Lepidoptera, Noctuidae.
UUCAUAAAGUUUUUUACAUUUUCAUUCCAAUUAUUAUUGAAUUUGAUUACGAAACACUUAUGGUGCAUGUUAAAAAAAAAGGAUUUUGUAAAUCAAUUUGUAUAUAAUGAAAAUACUUUGUCUCAUAUUACAUUUUUGGAUCUCGUUUGUAAUAUGCAGAGACUUUUAUAUUGGCAUGUUUAAACAUGAUGAUUAUUUAGUAGCACAAGAUGUUGUGUUUAAGGACGCUAACCCGUUUGGGUAUACAAUGGCGAGCUAUGGGAGGUUAUUUAAGUGUCCAAUAACUUUCUUCAGGGUAGUCGACCGUCUAGGCAUGGGUCGAGGACCUUACACUACAGUUGUUCGUGGAGGUCUUGGAAAGAAAUAUAUAAAUGUGCGCAUUAGAUCAACAUAUAAACUACCUGUUUCUGUCAAUAUUUAUGUCGGCUGUGAAAACAAGGAGCCAAGAGUUGUGAAAUUCCCUAAGCAACCACCAAAAGCUAGGACCAAAGGAACCGAGAAAAACGAGCCGACAACAACAACAGACUCGUCUAGCAAGAAUGAAACUUCGCCAUCAGACCCGUCUUCUCGGAACGAAACGGACCCGGCUGCCCCGGACCCGGCUAACCCGGACCCGGCUAAUCCGGACCCGGCUAACCCGGACCCGGCUAACCCGGACCCGGCUAAACCGGACCCGGCUAAACCGGACCCGGCUAAACCGGACCCGGCUAAACCGGACCCGGCUAAACCGGACCCGGCUAACCCGAACCCGGAUAAACCGGACCCGGUUAACCCACCACCAGGAAAUUAG